AUGUCUGGCGUAUGUAUUGUGCUGACCUCAUCUAGUUUUGUACACGUGGAAACACGACGCAAAGCGCACGCGCAGACGGAAGUUAAGGGCAAUAACUGCUGUUUGAACGGAGGUAAAUGCAUCUUGAACACCUUCUGCCACUGUCCCAAAUCUUUCUACGGACGCUUUUGCGAGAACGGAAUGCGUCAUAAGUCUUGUGGUACUAUACGUCACGGCACGUGGAUGGCGUCAGGAUGCCACCUGUGUCACUGUUUUGAUGGCAACAUGAGGUGCAAGGCGACCAAGAUUCCCGGAUGUGAGCAUCAAGCGUACGAAGAGGGGCGUGAAAACAAUCCAGAUUUUCUCGGUGAUCUCGACAACAAGAUUAAAAACCCAAACGACUUUUACCAGGAAUACGACGAAUAUCAGAAUGACGUCACAUCCGCUUCAGAAACGUUCAUGUUGUCUGCACCUGCUAUAAUAGCAACAUUAACCAUGCUGCUUGUGAUAUCAAGUUGAAAUCAAUUUCAGUAAAUAUGUUAUUUAACGUUUAGAACAGAAAUUAAUAUGUGAUGCAGGCCAGUCAGUCGACGGAUAUUUUGAUACCUGAGGACUCAAACUUCACAAAAAACUGAC
Messenger RNA from Dreissena polymorpha, 615 nucleotides. RefSeq lists its product as uncharacterized. Lineage: Eukaryota; Metazoa; Mollusca; Bivalvia; Myida; Dreissenidae. Bases 1 to 498 code for a protein of 165 amino acids. The transcript is spliced from 4 exons. The record is from RefSeq and is a predicted model, not a curated record.